AUUAUUAUUAUGAUAAAUAUAGUAAAAGCAGAAAAGCAAUUUAAAUUCAGUGUUACUUUGAAGAAUGCGAAAGUAACACGAAAAGUGAUAAUACCAAAAUUUUCAAAAAUGAAUAACAGUGUUAAAACUCCUCUAUUAUUAAAUGACGAAAAUCAAAUAAAUUUGAAUUAUCGGACUAAUUAUCCUAAUUAUCAAAUUAAAUCGAAAAAUUUAAAAAGUUUUAAUGAAAAUGAUAAAAAUAACAAUAAUAAUAAUGACUAUUCCAUUAUUGUUGGACGGUAUUCUUCAAAUUCUAAGGGUGUCACGGCACAGUGUUUGGUAAUAGGGGCAGUAUUUAUAUUAAUGGCAGGUUGUGGAAUGCCAAUCGGGUACAGUGCAAUUCUUUUACCCCAAUUAUUAGAAAAUAAUGGAACUCUUCAUAUUGACACUGAAACAGGAUCUUGGAUAGCAUCAGUGCACAGUUUGGCAACGCCAAUUGGAGCCAUAGUUUCUGGACCGAUAAUGGAAUUUAUUGGAAGAAGAGGAUCACUUCAAUUUGCAGCGAUUCCUCUUUGUUCUGGCUGGAUAACAAUGGCUUUCGCUAAAUACGUUCAUCACAUAUUCAUUGGGAGAAUUCUAUCUGGAUUCGCUGUGGGAUUAACUGCAGUUCCGUCUCAGGUAAUUUUAUCAGAAAUGGCAGAUCCAAAACUUCGAGGAAUGUUAGUGGGUGGCACAAUAGCAGCAUAUUCAGCGGGAAUUCUUUUUAUUUAUACAUUAGGUGCAAUUUUAAGAUGGGACUUUGUAGCCAUUUACGGGACAAUUCCAUCAAUUAUAGGAUUUUUCACUCUUUGUAUGAUUCACGAAAGUCCUGCCUGGCUAAUUAAACAAAAUCGAAUGGAAGCUGCCAAGAAGGCACUUCUUUGGCUCAGAGGAGGCGACAAAUCUCAGGUAAUAAUUGAAGCUUCUAUUCUAGAGGCAAGAGCAAAUGCUAAUUUUGUCGGAAAGUCAAUUAAUCCUAGUUUGAGAGAAAAAGCUUUAUCAGUAUUUUCAAGAAUGUUCAAUCCAGGCGUCAUUAAACCAAUGAUUAUAAUUAAUGUCUUUAAUGUUCUCCAACUCCUCAGUGGAACAUAUGUAAUUAUCUUUUAUGGAGUUGAUCUCAUGAAACACAUAGGUGUAAAUAAUUUGAAUAAUUAUUUAUGGGCAGCUUUAUUGGCCGUUAUGAGAUUAAUGUUUUCUAUUGUUGCUUGCUUCCUUUUGUUGAAAGUGAACCGUAGAACUCUCGCACUUCUCUCUGGUAUUGUAACAGGAUCAUCGGCCUUAAUUUUAGCGAGUUAUUUAUUACUUCAAAAAGGAAUCUCUCCUUAUGAUAUUUACGUUCUUGGUUCAUGUCUUCUAAUCUAUGUGGCAGCUAGUACGAUUGGUUUUUUAACUUUACCAAGAAUUAUGGUGGGUGAAUUGCUUCCUCAUAGAGUCCGUGGUUUAGGUGGUAGCUUCACUUUCUUCUUAUUUCACAUAACACUUUUUGGAGUUACCAAAUAUUUUCCACAGAUGUCAGAAUCAAUUGGCAUGCCAGGAAUAUUUCUACUUUUUGCCAAUUUUGCAUUUAUGACUGUAGCCUUCACUUAUUUCUUUUUGCCUGAGACUAAGGAUCGCACUCAUCAGGAAAUUGAAGAUUAUUUUCAAAAAGGGAACAUUUUCUGGAUUUCAAAAAAAGAAGAACGAAAACAAACUAUUAAUUUAAUGACAUACAACAAUCAAUAUAAAUAAAAAAAUUUGUCAACAUAUCGAAAUUGAAGUUUUGUGUUAACGUUUACAAUAUUUAAAUCUAAUAUCGCAAAUCAUUUAUUUUCAACUUAUUUAUUUCAUCGAAAUUGAUCAUAUAGAUUGUAAAAAAAUAUCGCAAAACAGGAUUUAACAUUAUUAUUUUCAUUAGUUAUAAAAAUUAUUUAAGUGACGAAUCUAAUUCUAUUUGCUCGAUUUUCUUCUAUGACUGUUUAUAAUAUUUGUUAAUAUUCAUAAUUUUGAAAAAAUAUUAUUAUAAGAAUUAUAAUAAUUGUAAAAUAAAAUAAGGAAUUAAUUAGUUAAUCAAUUACUUCUGCCUGAUAACUUCUACUUGAAGUCAAACAAUUUUCUAAUAAAAUAUUUUAAAUAUGAAAA
This is a messenger RNA of Leptopilina heterotoma, 2136 nucleotides long. Its product is annotated as facilitated trehalose transporter Tret1-like. Bases 10 to 1746 code for a protein of 578 amino acids. Gene Ontology annotation, molecular function: transmembrane transporter activity. The transcript is spliced from 10 exons. NCBI's taxonomy places the organism in Eukaryota, Metazoa, Arthropoda, Insecta, Hymenoptera, Figitidae. Gene Ontology annotation, biological process: transmembrane transport. Gene Ontology annotation, cellular component: membrane. The record is from RefSeq and is a predicted model, not a curated record.